GAAUAGCCAGGUUUUUGCUAACAGCUCAGUUGCUUACCAGAAACAUUAUUGUAAUUAUUUGGUUUGCGGUGGUUUUUUUCCAGCUGUUUAAAAUUAUAAUAUUGUCUUAUUACGUGAAAUAAGUGUAGUUAGUAUUUAUGAGUUACGCUGACACUUAUCUCUAAGACGAAUAGGAUCAUGAAGAACUGGGGUGUGAUCGGAGGCAUCACCGCUGCCAUAGCGGUGGGUGUUUACGUCCUGUGGGGUCCCAACACAGACAGGAAGAAGAGGAGUAAAGGCAUGGUGCCCGGGCUGUUAAACCUGGGAAACACAUGCUUCCUGAACGCUCUGCUGCAGGGUCUGGCAACGUGUCCUUCUCUCAUCAGCUGGCUCCAGAACUUCAGCACCCACAGCACCUCCCGUCUCACAAACACAGAGACAGACGUUCAGAAGACAGACACUGAGACAGACGCUAAGAUGGACACGCAGAGGGACACGCGGGUUUCCCAAACCCUCUUGCAGCUGCUUACAGCUCUGUCCAGUCCCGAACCAAGAGAGAACGAAGUUCUGGAUGCAGGAUGUCUGUUAGAAGCUCUUCGUCUUUACAGAUGGCACAUCAGCUCUUUCGAGGAACAGGACGCUCACGAGCUUUUCCACGUCCUCACGUCGUCCUUGGAGGAGGAGCGUGAGCAGCACCCGAGAGUCGCGCACCUGUUUGACAUGGAGACGCUGGAGAAAUCGGCAGAGGUGAACGAGGACUCUGUUAGAUGUUGGAGCCGAGGGCCUCUGCACCCCAUUCCCAACAUGUGGAGGAUGCAACACCCGUUCCACGGACGCCUAACCAGCUAUAUGGCCUGCAAAUGCUGCGAGCGCCAGAGUCCGGUGCGUUACGAUUCAUUCGACAGCCUCUCGCUCUCCAUUCCUGCUGUUCAGUGGGGUCGACCGAUUACUCUGGAUCAGUGUCUGCAGCAUUUCAUCUCCUCAGAAACCAUUAAAGAGGUGGAGUGUGAGAACUGCACCAAGAAACAGGCUGAGACUAGGGACAGUCAGGCCCUGGAGAGCCAGAGGAGGACAUUCAUAAAGCAACUAAAACUCGGAAAGCUCCCCCAGUGUUUGUGCAUCCACCUGCAGAGACUCACCUGGUCUCCAGAGGGCGCUCCCAUUAAGCGGCACGAGCACGUCCAGUUCUCCGAGUACCUCAGCAUGGACCGGUAUAAACACAGCAGCGCUACACGCAGACUAUGCAAACCCACGGCUGUAGAAACGCGCGACGCAACCCUCGCCAACGGAGUCGCCCCAGAGCACCACAACAACAAUAAGCCGACGUCGAACGGUAGCAUCUCGUCAGUUUUUCUACGUCCCCCUCAGCUCGACCUAGGGCACGUCUUCAGCUCGUCGGAGUACCUGUUCCGGCUGACGGCGGUGCUCGUGCACCACGGCGACACGCACUCGGGGCACUUCGUCACGUACCGCAGAGGCCCGCCGACAUCCAACCCGCAGUGGCUGUGGGUUUCGGACGAGUCCGUGCGCCAGGCCAGCCUGCAGGAGGUCUUCUCCUCCAGAGCAUACCUGCUGUUCUACGAGCGAGUGCGCACUUGAACCGGGUCACCCAGAGAUAGUGUCCGUAUUAGAGAAAGUACAUCGCCUCGUCUUCAGAGCAUGGGGGGGGGCUGGGUGACGCUUCACUAUCUAAAAGAGGACACGCUGAGGACGUGAUGAUCUUCAAAUAGAAACACUAAUACUUUGGACACCCGCUCAGUCAAGGCAAUUAUCCGGUCGGCCGGAUGAGGAGAGACAUCAAGAUCUUCACACGAAGCUAACCUUCUCUACCAGAACAAGGAAAAUGGAAUCUCGGUGUCAGAAAAGCGCCUCAUGAACAUACCAUUUUCAGAUGUGUAAUUGUCUGUGUGGCCUGUAGGUGUGAAAGUGUACUCUUUUGCUGCUGAUAUUAAUAUGCCUUGAGUUUUCGAUGUGCUACGAGAUGCUUUUCUGCUCAGCACGGCUGUCAAGAGUGAUUAUCAGAGGUAAUACUGGAGCAUAACUGUAGCUCGAACAGGUACAUGCUUUACUGAGCUGCAGAAAUGUCAUGUUUUUUGCGGAGUGGGGGGGUGGGGUUGCACCACUUUUGUCGAAAUCUUGAGACCGUUCCACUAAAAUGGGACCUGAAUGUCACCAAGAUCACAUUAGCUGCAACUUGUACUGUAGCUGCACAUUAUUAUUAUCAUUAUCACAUUUUGCCAAUUGGAUUGGAUUUGUCUGGUGGGUCGAGAAGGUUUCCGUCAUUCGAGCUCGUUUGCCUGAUACCGUUUUAAUUACUUUUUUUUACACUGUAUUCCUCGUGGAAGCCAUGAAGUACCUCAAGGGCAGAGCCUCUAUCUUGAACCAGAAUUGACACUGAUUCAAUUUCUAGCGCCACCUUUAACGAAGGAUGCACAGGAUUCCAGAAUUUUCCAUCUCAGGGUGGUUCCAUACACUUGUAUUUGUAAUAUUGUUUUUCUGAGAGAAGGGUAUGGAUGGAUGCCUGGUCAUAGGGUUUCUGCCUCAUUUGUCUCGUCUCGUCUGUUGAUCUUAAAAGUUUUCGAUACAAAAUGCAGGAAGGAAAUGUUUUAAAAUUUUCAAUGCUUCUAUGUGAAACGUCGACGUUUUAGGAAUCAGUGUCUAUGAUUAUUAUUAGCUGCUAAUGGAAGGUGGGCUCGUGGGUGUAUACGCCAUACUGGAUCUCAAAUUCUACGAUCUAGGAUUUUACCUGCCAUUCUAUUUCUCCUCCCUCUCGAUCAUUCGACCCAGAAACAAACAAAAAAAGCAUGUAAACGAGGCGUUCAGUGUUUUUGAGCCGUUCAAUGUAGUAUUGUUCCAAAAACAGUGGUAAUUGUUGGCACAACCAUUUGCACUGAGAUGCUUUUUUUCCCCCAGACAGCUUUCCUUCCCUGUGUGAGAUUUUUAUAAGGGUUUUGAGAUGUUUUGUCAAUAAUAAUUAUGUUAAUAAUGUACAUGUUUAAUAAAUUUCUUAAACACA
Silurus meridionalis is the source of this 2995-nucleotide messenger RNA. RefSeq names its product ubiquitin specific peptidase 30 (gene usp30). The record is from RefSeq and is a predicted model, not a curated record. Gene Ontology annotation, cellular component: nucleus; cytosol. Gene Ontology annotation, biological process: protein deubiquitination. NCBI's taxonomy places the organism in Eukaryota, Metazoa, Chordata, Actinopteri, Siluriformes, Siluridae. Gene Ontology annotation, molecular function: cysteine-type deubiquitinase activity; cysteine-type endopeptidase activity. The transcript has 13 exons. The coding region runs from base 178 to 1578 and encodes 466 amino acids.